Condylostylus longicornis is the source of this 960-nucleotide messenger RNA. It is a transcript of the gene Etfb, whose product is annotated as electron transfer flavoprotein subunit beta. Gene Ontology annotation, molecular function: electron transfer activity. The transcript is spliced from 3 exons. The record is from RefSeq and is a predicted model, not a curated record. The coding region runs from base 132 to 896 and encodes 254 amino acids. Lineage: Eukaryota; Metazoa; Arthropoda; Insecta; Diptera; Dolichopodidae. Gene Ontology annotation, cellular component: cytosol.
GUCAUUUAUCACACCAGUGUCAGUCAAGUCAAUUGAAAACAACCUUUGUACCUCAUUUGACUUUGAAUUUGGGGCUCGGGCUAGAUUUUAAUUUUUCUAAUUUUAUACUUUGAUAUAAACAAAUUACAAAAAUGUCCCGUGUUCUAGUAGGAGUUAAAAGAGUCAUCGACUAUGCCGUCAAGGUUCGUGUUAAGCCAGAUAAAACAGGUGUAGUUACAGAGGGUGUUAAGCACUCUAUGAAUCCUUUCGAUGAAAUUGCUGUAGAAGAGGCUGUUAAAAUGAAAGAAAAGAAAUUAGUUUCCGAAAUUAUUGCAGUAUCCGUUGGACCUACUCAAUCUCAAGAAACAAUAAGAACUGCAUUGGCUAUGGGAGUAGACAGAGGAAUACAUGUCGAAGUUAGUGGCAAAGAGUAUGAAUUAUUGCAACCCCUUCAUGUAUCAAAAAUUUUAGCUAAAUUAGCACAAGAAGAAAAAGUGGAUCUUGUUCUUGUUGGGAAACAAGCAAUUGAUGAUGACAGCAACCAAACAGCGCAAAUGACUGCUGCAUUAUUGGAUUGGCCCCAAGGCACAUUUUGUUCAAAAAUUGAAAAAAGUGAGGCUGGCCUAACAAUUACUCGUGAAGUUGAUGGAGGCUUAGAAAAUAUUAAAACAAAAGUUCCUGCUGUUUUAAGUGCCGAUCUUCGUUUAAAUACUCCAAGGUACGCAACUUUGCCCAAUAUUAUGAAAGCGAAGAAAAAGCCUAUUAAAAAAACUACUGCUAAGGACUUGGGUGUUGACACGUCGCCAAGAAUCCAGAUUGUUUCAGUUGAAGACCCACCUACUCGUGAAGCUGGUGCCAUUGUUCCAGAUGUAGAUACAUUAAUUUCAAAGUUAAAAGAACUUGGACAUAUUAAAUAGACAGGGUGGCAUUUAUAAAACUUGUAGAGAUUUUGUUUCAGAAUAUAUUUUGUAUACUACAAUA